AUGGGGAGGGGGGUGACAAGGACGGGGACAUGGGGACAGGGACAAGGACAGGGCCGGGGCCACCGCAGGUACCCCCACGCCCGGGAGCUGCCGACGCUGAUCCGGGUGAGCGUGGAGAGCGGGCGCAUGACCCACCACCACCCCACCGGGUACCUGGGGGCGCUGGCCGUGGCCCUUUUUGGGGCGCUGGGGGCGCGGGGGGAGCCCCCCGAGAAGUGGGGGGCCGAGCUGCUGCGGGUCCUGCCCCAGGCGUGGGACUACGUGGAGAGCACCGGGGUGGCCGUCGGGGACAACGCCGCCGCCUGGCCCUUCUUCGGGGACGCCUGGCGCCGGUACCUGGAGUCCCGGGGGCUUCUGGAGGGCUCGGGCCCCCCACGGCUGCCGGCGCUGCCGUCCCCGGCCGAGCGGGACGCCGAGUACCUGGGCUGGGCGCUGGGGGGGUGGCCGGGGCGCAGCGGCCACGACGCCCCCAUGGUGGCCCUGGAGGCGCUGCUGGCGGCCGGCGGGUGCUGGGCCACCCUGUGUCACCGCGGGGUGCUGCACGGCGGGGACAACGACUCCACCGGCACCAUCGCCGCCGGCUGCUGGGGGCUGCUGGGGGGGCUGGCAACGGUGCCCCCCGGGCUGCACUGCGGCCUCGAGUACCGCGGGCGCCUGAGCGCCGCCGCCCGGCGCCUCCACGAGUUGGCCUGGGGGGGGGGCCUGACCCCCCCAACCCCCCAAAAGAACCCUGGGUCCUUGGUGGCACCCAGCAGGAAAUAUCGG
Messenger RNA from Oxyura jamaicensis (ruddy duck), 765 nucleotides. Its product is annotated as protein ADP-ribosylarginine hydrolase-like. NCBI's taxonomy places the organism in Eukaryota, Metazoa, Chordata, Aves, Anseriformes, Anatidae. The transcript has 3 exons. The annotation marks the transcript as partial. The record is from RefSeq and is a predicted model, not a curated record.